This is a messenger RNA of Cercopithifilaria johnstoni, 390 nucleotides long. The record is from the annotation of a GenBank genome assembly. Lineage: Eukaryota; Metazoa; Nematoda; Chromadorea; Rhabditida; Onchocercidae.
AUGGCUAUCAUCAUUUUACCCUGGUAUAUUUAUUUCAUAAUUCGUCGAUCAUGGAUUCAAGCAAAAGCUGCAAUCAAUAUUAAAUAUACAUUACUUGACUUCGAAAGAAUACAUCCUGGCGAGAAAGUAGAAGGUUGGCAAGAAAUACCGAACGUCACAAGUGUCAGUAUCAAAGAUGAGGAAAUUGAUAAGAAACCAAGUAGCAGUCGAUAUGAUACGAACAGUAAGACAGUAUCAAAUGCUAGUUCACAAGCAACGGAAAGUUCACGUAGUAAAGGCGAUGACGGUGAACUUACAACACGUUCUAUCACUGGAAAUAAAUCAAACGAGUACCUAAAAACAAACCGACUCCAACAUAGCGACAACACUUUCUGCUUAAAAUAUAAGUGA